Molecule: messenger RNA, 1574 nt
Organism: Mus caroli (Ryukyu mouse)
Lineage: Eukaryota; Metazoa; Chordata; Mammalia; Rodentia; Muridae
Source: RefSeq, a predicted model, not a curated record
AUUGCCGGCAUAGUGCAUGUUUUUUGGUUUUUGGUUUUUUUGAAUGUGCAUCGAGUCCGAUGAAGCCGACAUUGGAAUGUCUCUGGGAUCCGAGGACUGAUUUAACUGCUUUAUUUUCUGAGAUUGAGAGAGGAAAGAAAUGGGAAAUUCACUGGGCUGUGUUAAGGAGCCGAAAGAGUCCAUAGCUGUUCCUGAGAAGGCUCCCAUAUCUCCUAAGAAGAGGGUUCGGUUCAAAAGGAAGUGGAGAGGGAAGAAAAUCCUUACUCCAGAAGCAUCUCCCAGGGAGGAAGCUUUGGAAGGCACUGGAGUCAUUGAAGAGACUGAAACCCUAACGAAGUUAACAGCGAGGCUCCCAAAGGAGCCCGGAGUGGGAGGGGCAGAGCACCCCCCAUCAGACAUUUUCCUGCCCGGAGACUCCGCUCCCAACUCAGGGGUGGGCGAUCAAGGGAUGAUUGUGCAGGUAAAGGAGAGCUUCCAAGCAGAGAUCCAGACUGCUCACCUUUUGUUGGAGAAUGAGUCAUCAGUUGUUGGAGGGGCCUGGGAUUCCCUGGAAGAGGGUAUGACAGUCAUUGCUCACCUGCUUGAUAACCCAGCAGAAAGGAACUGUGAGAAGUCUGUGAGCCAACUGGUGGAAUUUCCGAGGACAGCAUCCUGCAGCAGCAGGGCUGUGCUGCUGCCUUUGCAGGGAGAGACUGCAGUGGAGCAGGGAGGCACUCUGCUCAGACAUCGACAUCGGAGCAGCACUUUGCCUCGGACGGACUGCCCCUCUGAAACAGCAGAUCAAGACCAACCUUCAGAGGGCUGGAGUGUGGGGGGAAGAACCAAGAGUGUUCCAAGUGCCCCUCCCACAGGUUCUUGGAUUGCUAAGUGUUCUGUUGCUUCAUCAAUACCAAAACAGUCAGGAGACCCUAUUCACACAGAGCCUACCCAUGUAGGUCUCGUGUCCCGCAAGGGUCCCAUAUUGCCUGUUUCUCAGAGUGAUUUAUCUGUCAGUGGCAUCACUGUGAGCAUUUUGCCAUCCUCCUCUGGCUAUGGCAGCGAUGGGCUGCGCCUGCAUGGAAUCCGGCCUGAAGAUACAGAACCUGAAAAGACCUCCACACCCUUCUCAGAAGAGGAUGGUACCCUGUCUUUGGAGGCAAGCCAUACUGAUCGUGGGGUCUGGAGGAGGUGGAUGGUGUAUUUGGGAUAAUCAAACUGUCUGUUUGGAUUUCCUUCCUCUCAGGCAUAUCGAAGUGGAGUGUGGUAAGCAGUAAGGAUCUUGGAGUAUUUCAAACUUACCCCUAUAUGGGGAGUGUGAGUUAGUGAUGGCUAGGGGUUGGCAAGCAUAAUCUAUUUCAAGUCUGUCUCUUGAUGCUUAAAACCAAGUCUUGUUGGCUCUGGGGAAAUCUCAGGUUUUGAGUAUCCAUGUAGCAUAAUUGCUGAGGUUAUCUGGUAGGAUUAUCUUUCAAGGUGCAGUUCUGGGCAUUCCUCAUACUCAGUCAGGGCUGUUGGUUUGUUUGCCCCCUUCAAGAAGUUGUUAUGUAGCACAAAGGGUAAAGGGAAGCCUAGCUUAAUUUCUAACAUUAACAUGGGAG